This is a messenger RNA of Phalaenopsis equestris, 2073 nucleotides long. Its product is annotated as microtubule-associated protein 70-5-like. The coding region runs from base 140 to 1849 and encodes 569 amino acids. The transcript is spliced from 10 exons. Gene Ontology annotation, molecular function: microtubule binding. Lineage: Eukaryota; Viridiplantae; Streptophyta; Magnoliopsida; Asparagales; Orchidaceae. Gene Ontology annotation, biological process: cytoskeleton organization. The record is from RefSeq and is a predicted model, not a curated record.
CUCUCUCUCUCUCUCUCUACCAUAAUACCAGAAAACUCUCUCUAUCUCUCUCUUCCUGGAUUCAAUUUUCUGGUAAUAAGUUAGAUGCAGAGCUGCUUCUGUUGUGCUUUGGGAAGCAGAGGAGUCUGAAGCAGAGGAGAUGGGUAGCUUAGGAGAAGCUGUUGGGAAGGAGUUUGCUCUAAAUAUUUCAAACACAGUACUCAUAGAACUCAACAGAUUAGAAAAUCUACUUAAAGACAAGGAGAGAGAGCUUGGAGCUGCCCAAAAUGAAAUUAAAGCCUUGAAGGGAUCAGAAUUUCUGAAAGAUAAAGCUGUGUUGGAACUAAGCAGUGCAUUGAGGAAGCUUGAACAGAAACUUGUAAAUGCAGAAAAGCAAGCAGAGGAUAAGAAUCUUGAAAUCAAGAGGCUAAUUGGUGAGAAGAAGGCUGCAUUAUCAGCACAGUUAGCUGCUGAAGCAACUCUAAGAAGAAUUCAUGCAAGUCAGAAGGAAGCUGAUUCAGUCUCAGCUGGGGCUCUUAUUGCGCCACUUGAAGCUGAAAUUAAAAUGUGUAAAAAUGAAAUUUCAGCUCUUCAAGAAGACAGAAAGGCUUCUGAUCGCCUAAUGAAAUCCAAAGAGAUGGCUUUAGUGGAGGCAGAAAGAAGCUUAAAUACUGCUCUAGAAAGGGCCCUUAUGGUGGAAAAUUUACAGAAUCAGAAUACUGAUUUGAAACGACAAGUAGAAAUAUGCCUGGAGGAAAAUAAAUUUUUAGAGAAAGCAAAUCAUCAGAAGGUCGUCGAGGUCGAAAAGCUUUCGCAAACUAUUGGUGAGCUUGAGGAGUGCAUUUUAGUUGGGGGAAAGGCUGCUAAUGCUGUCCGCGAUUAUCAGCGCCAAGUUGCUGAAUCAAACGAGGUGAUAAAGACACUUGAGAGAGAGCUGGCGAAAGCUAAGAUCAGUAUGAAUCGUGUUGCGACCGUCGUGGCAAAUGAAUGGAAAGAGGAAGGAGACAAACUCAUGCCAGUAAAACAAUGGCUUGAAGAGAGGAAGUCCAUGCAGGGUGAAAUACAAAGACUGAAGGACAAGUUAGUAAUAUCAGAAAGAAGUGCAAAAGCAGAAGCUCAACUCAAAGAUAAAUUAAAGCUUCGUCUAAGAACAUUGGAAGAUGGCUUCAAGCAGUCAUCAACUUCAUCAACCCUCAAAACGACAAACUGUGCUGAAAACAUCAUAUCUUCUUCCCCAAAUAAUGUGAAACCGAAACGUUUUAUGUCUCAGCCAAGAGGUUCUUUAACUGCUACAAGUAAAUUUUCAGCAAAACAGCAGUCUAAUCCAGCAACUAGAACUGCUGAUUCCUACAAAACUAUGCAGAGAUCAAACAGCCUGAAAGGAAAAUUCAUUUCAAGCGAAAAUUUGAUAAAGAAAAACUUGAGGGUUUCAAAAAGCAAAUUUUAUGAUGAAAGUGGGAAGGAAAAUAUUGCUAAGAAAAACAAUGUUGAAGAACAUGUUGGUGAUUCUUCUCCUAAAAAAAAUGAUGCUUCAGAGGCCAAAUCAAGUGAAAAUCAUGCCAAUGAAUUAUCACAAAAUACUGAGAACCAACAAGAGUUAUGCAGCGAUACGGUAUCAGGUUUUCUAUAUGAUAAAUUACAGAAGGAAGUCAUUAGUUUAAGAAAAUUGCAGGAGGAGAAAGAUGAGUUAUUGAAUGCAAAAGAAUAUGACAUCAAUUUACUCAAGAGAAAAAUAGAUGCACUUACGAAGGCUAUGGAGGUGGAGGCAAAGAGUAUGAGAAGAGCAAUUGCAACAAGAGAAAAAGAAGUUCUCCAGAAAUCUGAAGAUAAUAAGCAGAAGAACAGAAAUACUAAUAUGGUCAGAAGAUGAGCCACUCUUUCUAAAUUGCUUGACAAACCCUGAACAUUGAACUUGUUAUUGUGAUAGCAAGCUUAAUUCGGGAUUAGGAUGCGAAAAAUGCUCGAUGUUUGGGAUCAACUCGUGUUAGUUUGACAAACGUUAGCGUUAGACUCAGUUAUUUGGGUUCUGUAAGAGAACCACCACUCUCAACCUACAUCUUCAUAUCUUCUCAACAUAGUGAAUAUCUUCUCUUC